Oncorhynchus kisutch (coho salmon) is the source of this 4156-nucleotide messenger RNA. It is a transcript of the gene fam110c, whose product is annotated as family with sequence similarity 110 member C. Bases 189 to 1253 code for a protein of 354 amino acids. The record is from RefSeq and is a predicted model, not a curated record. Lineage: Eukaryota; Metazoa; Chordata; Actinopteri; Salmoniformes; Salmonidae. The transcript has a single exon.
GCUUUAGUACGUGCUUGGACAAGGCACGAGCUUGUUUGUACAGUAGAACAUUGAAUUGUUCUUACUUCGAGCUUCUGGACAUUUGAGCACUGCGUGAACAUGGAUUGGUAACGUGGGACCCAUUUACAUCCUGAAUACAGUUUUGGAAUGCCUGCUAGGGUAGUGUUUUGAAAGCAAAAACCAACAAUAUGACUAACAAAGGUGUAGAUGCCACUAGAAUUCUAGAGAAGGGUCCGGAAUACCUUCGGAAACAGAUGGAACUGGAGAGCGAAGAGACGGGACGCAUGAGUGCAGUGGAGAUGCUUGCCGCAAGUAAAAAACAGUAUGUCAAAAGUCAACAGGUGUUCAACUCGAUACAGGAGCCCGUGGUUAGUUUUGGAUCUGCCUCUGUUAGUAGUAACGGAUCGUCUAAUCGGAGCUCCAACAUGAACUGUAGGAACAGUGGGAGGAAUUCGCCUGCGGGUACAAGCAGUGUGCAAGGAGGGCCUUCGCCGCCGGAGGACAAAAAUGCGGUGCAUCGGACGAGCUCCAAAAGAAGAGACUCACUUUUACUGUACCGGCAGAAAUGUGAAUUUGUGAAAGCAUCGACGCGUCAGAAAAAUAAACUGAAUUUGGGACGCAGGUUGUUGCUCGGCUCUCUGGAUAAGGCAAGUUUACUACCUGAGGCAUCAGGUAAGGAAUGUGAGGCAGAGGAAAUGUAUACCAAAUUUACGACACCCGAAGGACUUGCCAAGGAAUGUGAUUCAAAGGCUGGCUAUUCGAAACCCAUACAGCCAGAAACACAAUCUCUAUCUACAGAUAAAGAAUGGACGGACAUAAAAGUGUCCCCAGGUGUGAUGCAGAGACCCACUCACAAAAGAGUAGCGGAAGUUCAGAGGAGGACUCGCAAAGGGGUCGGACGUUCUCACUCUGACAUCAGCUCAAGAUAUUCCAAAAACUUUGCCGACUUUGAUGCCUUCUUCAAAUACUGCGGACUGAAUGGCGAAGUCAUAGAGUCCCUGGGCAAAGAUAACUUUUCCGCAUGUUCGGAUGAACGUGUCAAUAAAAUCCGAAGCGUCAGCAUCUCGACGUCAGAUGGCGGGUUCACACGGAAUAGUGGCGAGGACAGUAACGAAGGAUUACUGGAAGAGGAGAUGCAUGAAACUGUUCGACAGGGGACAUCGGUCAUUGAGCGCAAUGCCAGGAUUAUAAAAUGGCUGUACAGCUGUAAAAAUGCCAAAGAGUCUGGGAAGAAAUUACGAGAUCUAAACUGACAUUUCUGUAUUCAACGCCUACAUAUAGGCUUAUUUAGCAGUGUAGGCCUCUCUAUUAGGUUCUGCCUAUAGGCUGCCUGUUUUAGGCCCAGUCCUACAACAUAACCUUAGCUAUUCCUUACCCACUAAAAUGUUAAACUGCGUCUGCCUCUGAAAUACUACAUGACAUUCCUGGCCUUCGCACAAUGUUUUCUUGGCUAUUGCACAAUAGGUUAUAUGUUUGUGUGUGUGUGUGUGUGUUUUUGUUUUACUAUCCUUGUGCGGAACAGAAGUCCUCACAAGGAUAGUAAAAUAAGGACAAUUCAGAUAAGUGGAGGAAAUGUUGCUUGUUCCCACAAGGAAAAAAUGCAAUUUUAGACAUAGGUGUUUGGGUUACAAUUAGGGUUAGGGAAAACAUGAUUUUGAAUGAGAAUCAAUUGUUUGGUCCCAACAAGGAUAGUAAAAACAAACGUGUGUGUGAUUUCACUGAUCACUACUUCGCUGAUAAAACACGUUUAUUGGUUGUGUGUGAACGCUUAUGUGUUAGUACAAAUGUUACAAGUCCAAAUAGUCAACCAAGACAAUCUGUGAGGUCUAUCUUUGGACUAGGUUUUAUUAUUGCUGUUCUUUUUUAUAGACAUGACCUGUAUUUCUGGUGGAAAUAGACCUUUGUACAGUAUGUGUUCUUAUGUCAAUUAAACCGUUAACCUCUUCCGGAUUACAAUUUCAUGAACAGUUCUAUUGGAAUGCCAAAGCACAUCUAGUUACUGCCACAUUGUAGAAUCAUUAAACAGGUCACUCAAUACUGGGCAUAAAUAUCAUUGUCUGAGCUCGAGGCAAUCGGAACAAAAGUUUCUUGUCUCUCGGGCAGGUAGUCAUGAAGCAGCCAUGAGAGAGUGCACCUGGUCAUUUGAAAAUGUAUUAGGUUAAAGGUCAAUGAUGGAAUGUAACUGAAUAUCUCUUCCUUUUUUUUUCUUGCACAUUCCGUCACUAGCACUCGUCUCAAUUUCCCUCUCUCUCUGUUCUCCCCUCAACCCUACCUUCUUCACUCCCUGUAAUUACAGCUCACAGGCAGUAACAUGACAGGAAGAAAAGUGAGGGGGAGAGAGAGAACACAGAAUCACACACUCCUGUGUGUAUAUGGAUUAUACAUUCUUUAUACACAUGUCCAUCUGUUAGCACACACAUCCCACUGGGCACAAGCUGGUUGAAUCAACGUUGUUUCAAUGUAAUUUGUCAAUGUAUUGUGAUGUGGAAUCCAUGUGGAAAAUACAUUUGAUUUGAAAAAAGUAAUCCACGUUAACUGUUUGUUUUGAGGGUGAAAUUUCAACCACAGAAUUAUGUCAUCAUGGUAACCAAUUUUUAACAUAGACAAACCUUGUAUUAAAUAUGUUGAAGGUGUACAUUUGAAACAACAUCAGAUCUUCAACAUUAUAUCCACUAUCAAAAAACUAAACAAUAGGUUGAGCAGUACCUCCUACUGGAGAUUUGAGCUAUCUACAUCUAUCCAUUAUGUCCCCCCUCCAGGGUUUUAACCAAGCCCUGCCCCACUUAUCUUUGAUAUUUGUCACCCACUACUACCAAUGUGCUAUCGUGAGAAUGAUUAUUGAGAGAUCUCUUAAUAAGUGGGCGACAGGUAGCCUAUCGGUUAAGAACGUUGGGCCAGAAACUGAAAGGUUGCUGGUUCCAAUACACCAGGUGAAAACUGUCAAUGUGCCCUUAAGCAAGGCACUUAACCCUAACUGCUCUGAUAAGUUACUUAGUCUGUUAAAGGACUAAAAUGUAAAUGUAGUGACUAGAUUCACUGUAGCUAUCAAAGUCAUUCUAAAGGGAAGGCUUAACAGAGCAAAUGAAGUGUAAGCAGACUUUACAAAUCAUCCAGUAUAUCAUCAAUGAUACUAUUUAGGCCUAUAUACUGUAGCAUUUGCAAAGUCAUCACCAGCUCUUGUUUUAAAUUUAACCCCAGGGUUCAACUAAAAAGAAACAAUACAUAUACAGUGCAUUUGGAAAGUAUUCAGACCCCUUGACUUUUCCCACAUUUUUGUUACGUUACAGCCUUAUUCUAAAAUGGAUUCAAUUGGGUUUUUUCCUCAUCAAUCUACACACACAUAAUGACCAAGCAAAAACAGGGUUAGACAUUUUAGCAAAUUUAUAACAAAUGAAAAAUAACACAUUUACAUAUCACAUUUACCCUUUUCUUUGUACUUUGUUGAAACACCCAAGAUCUCUGGCUGGGCCACUCAAGGACAUUCAGAGACUUGUCACUCCUGCGUUGUCAAACGGGCUGUCAUGUGCCUUUUACUGAGGAGUGGCUUCCGUCAGACCACUCCACCAUAAAGGCCGGACUGGUAGAGUGCUGCAGAGAUGGUUGUCCUUCUCGAAGGUCCUCCCAUCUCCACAGAGGAACUCUGGAGCUCUGUCAGAGUGACCAUCGGGUUCUUGCUCACCUUAUUGACCAAGGCUCUUCUGCCCUGAUUGCUCAGUUUGGCCAGGCUGCCAACUCUAGAAAGAGUCUUGGUGGUUCCAAACGUCCUCCACUUAAGAAUGAUGAAGGCCACUGUGUUCUUGGGGACCUUCAAUGCUGCAGAAAUGUUUUGGUACCCUUCCCCAUAUCUGUGCAUUGACUAAAUCCUGUCUCGGAACUCUACAGACAAUUCCUUCGACCUCAUGGCUUGGUAUUUGCUCUGAUAUGCACUGUCAACUGUGGGACCUUAUAUAGAAAGGUGUGUGCCUUUCCAAAUCAUGUCCAAUCAAUUGAAUUUACCACAGGUGGACUCCAAUCAGGUUGUAGAAACAUCUCAAGGAUGAUCAAUGGAAACAGGAUGCACCUGAGCUCAAUUUCCAGUCUCAUAGCAAACCGUCUGAAUACUGAUGUAAAUAAAGUAUUUCUGGGGGUUUUCUUGUAAUAAAUUUGCUAACAUUUC